AAUACCAGGAAGUUCCAACGCAGUCCGCUUGUUCUAAACGUUGUGUUGGAGCUCAGAAACCCUUCGUGGGCUUUUUUUCCCUUCAUAAACAAACAGAAACACGUGUUUGAUUUGGUGGUUUUAUGUGAAACGCAGCAGCUUCUACUUGUAUCAUCUGUUUGCUUUUAAAUCCGCCAUUAUCGUUUGUGCUAGCUAACGAGCCCGCUAACAGCUAGCACAGGUUGUUAUGGUUGUUCAUGUGGACAUUAACGUCACGUCGACUCGAUCUGAUUGACUUCACAGAGAACAUAAUGACUGUGGAUCCUGGGCAGUGUGCCAGCUGUUAGCUGUUCACCAGUGUUUGGUUUCCCCCCAGUAGUGGACGACUGGUGAGCUGAAGCAGCUCCUCUGUGAAGAGGACCGAUGCGGGGGAUGAUGGGCACACAGAGUAGUCCGGUCAAGAGUUACGAUUACCUCCUGAAAUUUCUCUUGGUGGGAGACAGCGAUGUUGGAAAAGGAGAGAUCUUGGAUAGUUUGCAGGACGGGUCAGUGGAGUCUCCCUAUGCCUACAGCAGCGGGAUUGAUUACAAGACCACCACCAUUCUGCUGGAUGGGAGAAGAGUGAAGCUAGAGUUAUGGGACACAUCGGGGCAAGGCAGAUUCUGCACCAUUUUCAGGUCUUACUCUCGUGGAGCACAGGGCAUCCUGCUUGUGUAUGACAUCACUAACGGCUGGUCGUUUGAUGGCAUUGACCGCUGGAUACGGGAAAUUGACGAGCAUGCACCAGGUGUACCAAGGAUCCUGGUGGGUAAUCGUCUUCACCUGGCAUUCAAGCGGCAGGUACCGACGGAGCAGGCAAGGGCCUAUGCAGAAAAGAACAGCAUGACUUUCUUUGAGGUCAGUCCGCUGUGCAACUUCAACGUUAUCGAAUCUUUCACAGAACUUUCACGCAUUGUGCUGAUGAGGCACGGUAUGGAGAAAUUCUGGAGGCCCAACAGAGUCUUCAGCCUCCAAGAUCUGUGCUGCCGUUCCAUCGUCUCCUGCACACCGGUGCACCUCAUUGACAAACUGCCCCUCCCUGUGGCCAUCAAGUCCCACCUCAAGUCUUUCUCCAUGGCCAACGGCAUGAACGCGGUCAUGAUGCAUGGACGCUCCUAUUCAGUGGCCAACGGUGCAGCCUCAGGUGGCAGCAGUGGUGGAAGCAAAGCCAACAGUCUGAAACGCUCAAAGUCAUUCAGGCCUCCACAGAGUCCUCCAAAGAACUCGUCGUCAGCCUCCAAGGGUAACUGUAAGAUUUCAUAGUGAAGGAGUGACUAAUGGUUGCCUCCAUAGGGGCCAGUAUUAAAGGUGUUGCUCCAAGAGGUCACAAGGCCAUGGAGGAGCACGGAGAGCCACCAGCAGUCUUCACCAGAAACGGAUAUAGCUGUGAACUCACAUUGACCUUUGGGAACUGCCUUGGAUGGUCAGAUUGGUUCCUGCUCUCUUUGUGCUUUGCUGGUGCCCUCUUGUGGACGCCUGUAUACCCGUUCUCUUAACUACAGGGGCUCACCAUCAAGAAGAACAAGAUCUCCCUGGGACUAACAGAUGUGAAUCAAGGAUUGUUGCUCACCUGUUAACACUAAAAAUGAGUGGGGGGGGGGGCAUUAUCAAGCUUUUAUUUGGGAAAGAAUUGUUUAUUGUAUUUAAAGUUGUAAAUAUGCUGUGUGUGCUAGUUGUUCUGGUCAGUGUUUGGUGAUUGAACUCGGAAAGGAGUUUCUUAUGCUUGUUUUGUCUUGAAUGUUUUUGGACACCUGCGUUGGUGUACCACUUAUUUGUGUCUUAUGCUCUUGUCUACCUUGGAAAAUUCCUGUUGCAACCUCAACGGUUUUCAGCUACUUAUUUAUAACUCAGAUUCUUUUUUUUAAAUAAGAUAUGAAUUGAAUGUCAUGAGAAGAGCAGGACUAGUAAUGGAUUUUAGAAAAAUUACACACCCAUUCUUAGCCUAGUGCUAAGUGAAACUGUCCAGUGAAGUCGGGUUACGUUUUCUUGCUUGGAAGACUUCCUGAGGUCUCUCUUAAUUUUAGUCCAAAUGAAUUCUCCCUCCAUCUCCAUCAGUUUUUGGUUUGAACAUCUGUGGACUUUCUCAGGCCAUUUUUGCCUCUAAAUCUAAUCUAGUUUAAACCACCACCAGCAGGACCAUCUAUCAAUCUAUUAACCCUCGGGGCUAUUCAGAGAUUGCUUGGGAGCUGAAGGGGAAACCUUGUUAUUCAGAUGUGCAGAUUGUUUGCUCAGUCACGGGGGUGAUGCCUUCAAAAGGUGCUGCAAUUGUGUCUUGGGUCCUUAACAGAAAGCUGUAAACUCACGAGACAUUGGUGAGAGGAAUAUUUUUAAUUUGAUUGAUUUUUUUGGGAUCUUUUAUGUAUACGCAAUGUAUUUAUGAAUGUAAAACAAGAAUGAUCUGCUACUUUGCUGUGGCCUUGUGGUAAUAUGUGGGACUGUGAGAAUCAGAGGUGGAAGGUUACAGUGUAAGUCGGCUUUUGUGAUUCUGUGUAAAUUCAUUCUUACUUUCUGUGAUUCAUUUGUGUACAUUAGGAGGGGUUUGGAUGGUUAUUUAUGGUAGAGAAGAAUAUAACGUCUAACUAAUAAUACUGUCUCCUUUAAUAAUCUAAAGAAAUAUUUUUAAUCUGAUAUAAACUCUCUGUUUUCUUUCCACCUCUGAUUGACGUGCUGUAUCUCCACUUCAACAUUCCCAGUGUCAUGGCUGUAUAUAUGUCUGGUAUGGGGCAUAAACAAUGGUGCAUGUUUUCUACCAGCGCCUGUUUUAUAUGUGGUGUAUUGAGACCAAUACACCGGGCUAACAGAACAUUUUAAAGCACUAUAUGUAAACGUUUGAUAAUAAUUGUUGCUUUCAAUGCUGUGUUUCUAAAGGUUUGGAUACGGGAUUAAUUCAAAUUGUGUCCACUGAAACAGUCAGCCAACAAAAUAAAGGGUAAA
Messenger RNA from Anoplopoma fimbria (sablefish), 2952 nucleotides. RefSeq names its product ras-related protein Rab-40C-like. Gene Ontology annotation, cellular component: endosome; synaptic vesicle; plasma membrane. Gene Ontology annotation, molecular function: GTP binding; GTPase activity. The transcript has 6 exons. Bases 403 to 1281 code for a protein of 292 amino acids. The record is from RefSeq and is a predicted model, not a curated record. Lineage: Eukaryota; Metazoa; Chordata; Actinopteri; Perciformes; Anoplopomatidae. Gene Ontology annotation, biological process: protein localization to plasma membrane; intracellular signal transduction.